Dictyostelium purpureum is the source of this 2595-nucleotide messenger RNA. RefSeq lists its product as uncharacterized. Lineage: Eukaryota; Evosea; Eumycetozoa; Dictyosteliales; Dictyosteliaceae. The coding region runs from base 1 to 2595 and encodes 864 amino acids. The transcript is spliced from 4 exons. Gene Ontology annotation, molecular function: carbohydrate binding; hydrolase activity, hydrolyzing O-glycosyl compounds. Gene Ontology annotation, biological process: carbohydrate metabolic process. The record is from RefSeq and is a predicted model, not a curated record.
AUGAAAGUAAUAAAGAAUUUAAUUGUAUUGUUAAUAGCAUUUUAUUUAACAUUGUCCAGUUGUAAUGCUAGAGUUGUAAAUCAAGCAUGUAAAUACCCAGGCUAUUCAACAAAAGGUGUCAGUAAAACAGCAAAUGGUUAUGAAGCAACCCUUAAUUUAAUCUCACCAGGACCAUAUGGUAACGAUAUUAAAACUUUAGAUUUCCAAUUAACUUUUGAAACCCAACAAAUUUUCAGAGUUAGAAUCACCGAUCCAAAUAAUCAAAGAUGGGAGGUCCCAUUCGUUAAUAAAUUGGUCGGAGUUAAUCCAGAUACCACCGAUUAUUUAAUCCAAUUUACAAACGCACCAUUCGGCUUUAGUGCUACCCGUAUUUCAACAGGUGAAGUUUUAUUCAAUAGCACCCCACCAGCUGAUUGUUCAACUAAUGGUUUAAUUUAUUCAGAUUAUUAUUUAGAAUUAAGUACAUCAUUUAGUGAAAAUAAUCCAAAUAUUUAUGGUUUAGGUGAAAGAACAUCACAAUUAAGAUUAUUAAAUAACUUUACCUACACAUUAUUUGCAAAAGAUCAAGGUACUGCCAGUACUCCAAAUAUUAAUCUUUAUGGUUCACAUCCCUUUUAUCUUAAUCUUGCAUCCAACGGUAAUGCAAAUGGUGUAUUUUUAUUAAACUCCAAUGCAAUGGAUGUACAAAUUACUUCAAAUUCAUUAACUUAUAAAGUAGUUGGUGGUAUUUUCGAUUUCUUCUUCUUUACUGGUCCAACACCAAAUUCAGUUAUUCAACAAUAUACCCAAGUUAUUGGAACAACUCAUAUGCCAACUUAUUGGAGUUUAGGUUUCCAUAAUUGUCGUUGGGGUUAUCAUUCAAUUGCAGAAACUGCUCAAGUUGUUGCAAAUUAUAGUAAAUUUGGUAUUCCAUUAGAAACUAUGUGGAAUGAUAUCGAUUAUAUGGACCAAUAUAGAGAUUUUUCAACAGAUCCAGUUAAUUUUGCAGCAGAAGAUUUUACUGCUUUUGUUGACUCCCUUCAUGCCAAUAAUCAACACUAUAUGAUGAUUGUCGAUCCAGGUAUUUCAAACACAGAUCCAACCUAUCAAUCUUAUAUCGAUUUAGUUAAUUCAGGUGCAUAUAUUAAAGCAGGUGGCACAGAUGCACCAUUAGUUGGUUCAGUAUGGCCAGGUUAUGUUAUUUUCCCAGAUUUCCUCCAUCCAAAUGCUACAGAGUAUUGGACAGAACAAUUUGCUAAUUUCCACAAAAUAGUUCCAUUUGAUGGUAUUUGGAUCGAUAUGAAUGAAAUUAGUAACUUUUGUGAUGGUAAUUGUUUCAACAAUAAUCAUAAAAAAAUGCCAGGAUUUGAUCCAAACUAUCCACCAUAUAUUCCAGGAGGAUCACCAUUAUACAUGAAGACCAUCAAUAUGACUUCAACUCAAUAUAAUAACACCUUAGUUUAUAAUUCACACAGUAUCUAUGGUUACACCGAAGGUAUGGCCACUCAAAUAGCCGCUCAAUCAAUUCUUGGUACUCGUUCAACCAUUAUCUCUAGAAGCACUUUCCCAGGCACAGGUGGACACUUUGCCCAUUGGUUAGGUGAUAAUGAAAGUAGUUACAAUGACCUUUACUUCUCAAUUCCAGGUAUGCUUGCUAUGAAUAUGUUUGGUAUUCCAUUAGUUGGUGCCGAUAUUUGUGGUUUCAAUGGCAACUCUAACGCAGAGCUCUGUGGCAGAUGGCUUCAAUUGGGUAACUUUUAUCCAUUCACCAGAGUUCAUAAUAGCUUCCUCAGUAUCCCACAAGAACCAUGGGUUUGGGGUCAACAAGUUGUUGAUAUUGCAAUCAAAUCAAUCAAUACCAAAUUAACCUUAUUACCAUUCUAUUACACCCUCUUCCACAUCUCACAUUUAUCAGGUGACCCAGUCGUUAGACCAUUGUUCUUUGAAUACCCAACCGAUUCAAACACCGUUUCAAUCGAUAAACAAUUCCUUGUAGGUACUAGUUUAUUAGUAUCACCAGUUUUAGAACAAGGUGCCGUAACUGUUAAUGCUUAUUUCCCAGAUGAUAUUUGGUAUGAAUAUGGCGCAAACGGCUCAUUGGUAGAAUCAACUGGUUUUGUUACUUUAGAUGCCCCAUUUGAAAAGAUUAAUGUUCAUCUUCGUGGUGGUAAUAUCAUCCCAACCCAACCAACUUCAGGCUAUGUACCACCACCAAAUGGUAUUCCAAUCACCACUACUAUCGCUAGAAAAUUACCAUUCACUUUAAUUGUUGCCCUCGAUUCAUCACUCCAAGCUUCAGGUCAAUUAUUCCUUGAUGAUGGUUCAUCACUCCAAACCUAUGUAAACAAUGAAUACUCAUUCAUCGAAUUUAAUGUCGUUAGUACCACUUCAUCAGUCUACAAAUUACAAUCAUCAAUUGUUGCCAAUGGUUAUAACGGUACCUCUGAAUUAAACAUCAAUAAUAUUGAAAUCUAUGGUUCACCAAAUGUCAAACAAGUCUUGGUCAAUGGUAAUGCUAUCAAUACCUUUGACUCUGUCACUGAAACAACUCUUAUUGUUUCAAAUUUAUCACUCCCAUUAUCAGAUAGCUUUGAAAUUGAUUUUAUGUUAAAUUAA